CAAAACCGCUGGGCAUCAGGUAAAAAAUUGCGAUUCUGUAAACAAAGCAGCAAGCUUUUUGAAGGUCAUCUUAUUUGUUGAUCAUGUUUUGUGUGAAAUUGUUCAUGGAUAAGCAUCAUUUACUUAUAAAAUAACGUUUUCAACAGUGUUCAUCACGAAUAAAAUAUGCGUCAUCUUCUAUUUUUGUUUACAUGUUGAUGUUUCUAGACCAACAAUUAAGAAGGCCUUAGUCCGAAAAGUAAACAAUGAGUAAAACGUAAUCUUAUUUUGCCAAACAAUAAAUCAAAUUUAUUUUUUGUGGUUACCAUAAUAUAUGCCUAUGCCGAGACCUCAGCUAACAAAAAAAAAAUAGAUGAAAUACCAUGGAAACGCUACCAGUUGAGAUAUUGGAAAAAAUAUUCAAACAUCUACGCUACAGUGACCUGAAGCAAGUGUCAUCUGUUUGUCAUUUGUGGUACGAUGUCUACCAACGGUCGUCAUUCAUGUCCAAGAUGGUGGUACAUUUCAAAAAAGAACUUACACUGGACACGAUCGACCUUUUUCUCCGCAGUGAGUGUCUGUACCAGAACAUAUGUUUCACUUCGAUUCCAUUCUACGACGUUGCCAAGUCAAAGAGAAGCAUCUGUCGGAAGGACGUGAUCUACGAAGAUAGUCGCUUUGUAGAAAAAAUACGUCAAUUUCUGCUUAAAUUUGCUGACUCCGUGCAGAUGCUGUCAUUCUGUAAAUGUCACCUUGAAAGAGGUAGACUGAUCGAAUUUCUGGAAUUAAUUCCAGAACUCAAAGGACUGGAAUUUGAAGAAUGUAUAUUUGCCGGUGAUGAUGCGUGCGUGGCAUUUCCGUUGUCCAAAAUGAAGAAAUUCAAUUUCAAGUAUCCGGAAGAUGAGAUUCAACGAUUCGAGUCUGGACAUGUCUACAGUUCUCUGGCUAAAGUUCAAUGCAGCUUGGUCAAACUUAAGGUUCAGUUGUUCGUGAAUGAAAUGUUCGGUGAUCCGGAUAGUGACUUAUGGGAGCAGGUCAAGGCUGUUACCCGACUGGUGAAGUUGCACAAGAAAACUAUGAAGUCUUUCAAGGUAGACAGCUUCAAUGAUCCUGCUCUGAAAAAGCUUGUUUUUGACGACGAGGAACUUCAACUGGAGAAGGUCGUGUUUGGCGAACUAAAGCUAAGGAAAGACGACCAAGUAUUCUUUAAUUUUCUAGAGAAGCAAAAGAAAAUCAAGAAAAUGGAAAUAUCAAUUGAAUCCAGUAUAGACGCCAAUAAUGAUCAGUAUCUGCAAACCAUCUGUGAUCGGUUACAGAAGUUGGAACAAUUCUACUACGACAUGUCCCGAAAUUCAGACAGUGGACUGGAGAAUCUACAAAAACUAAAAAAAUUGAAAAAUUUAGUGCUGACGAAAAAUAGGAAUACCGUAGGACUGACAGAGCACUGUUUCGAUCACAUUUAUAUGCCCAAUCUGAAAUCUUUAGGCAUAUAUUACAAAGAACUGCAGUUUCCAGCAGUGCAACAAAUACCGGUUAGUUUUCCUAAUCUUAAGGCUCUCAAUCUAAGCGAAUGUGGAAAAGGCGUAACCGAUGAAACGGUUCAACUCAUCUUCCGCUCGCUACCGGAGCUCGAAAGCCUUGAUCUCAGCAAAUGUAAGCAAGUUACCGAACAGGCUUUCCUAGGCUGUACCAAAAUAGGUAACUUGAGGAAAUUGAAAGACCUAGUGUUGGAAAAAUGUGAUGGCGUAACGGAUUUGUCAUUGGCUGCAUUCGACAAUCCGGCGUUAAAGAGUAUCAGUGUUGCCAUGUGCACAAGAAUAACGAACGUAGGUUGGGAGGCAUUGUGCCGUCAAUGUCCGAACAUCACAUGGCUGAACGCUUCGCAUUGCAGGAACUUCGAUGACCAAUCAGCGUUGAUCGUUGCAACCAUGCUUGGCGAAUUGGAAGUUUUGAACUUGUUCAAAAACUGUUCGGUAACAAACGAAGCGGUUUACAGUUUGGUAGAGAACUGCCGAUAUUUGGAGGAUCUUUGUUUUACCAAAUGUAGAGGAGUUAAAAUGAAAAAGCCCGAGUAUUUUGAUGACAAGAUGAAUCGAGUCAACAAAGAUUGUCUAGUGAAUAAAAAGAAAAUUUAACUUUGCUACUGUGAAUACAAA
Aedes aegypti (yellow fever mosquito) is the source of this 2135-nucleotide messenger RNA. RefSeq lists its product as uncharacterized. Gene Ontology annotation, biological process: SCF-dependent proteasomal ubiquitin-dependent protein catabolic process. The coding region runs from base 363 to 2114 and encodes 583 amino acids. The transcript has 5 exons. NCBI's taxonomy places the organism in Eukaryota, Metazoa, Arthropoda, Insecta, Diptera, Culicidae. Gene Ontology annotation, cellular component: SCF ubiquitin ligase complex. Gene Ontology annotation, molecular function: protein binding. The record is from RefSeq and is a predicted model, not a curated record.